CCACCACUGAACUUUUCUGUAUGUGCGCGCUCGCCCCUCAACAACUGUUCUUUUAGCCUUUUGCCCCUCCGACACCGACAACCCGGCACCUUUCAUUUCUUCGAACCACGCCCGAUCGAAUCUUCUGCCCUCACUUGAAAGAGAAUUAUACCGUUGAGCCGAAGAAACACUAAAAAACCUCGCCCAUCAUGCAGGCUCCGGUGGUGGUUAUGAACACCAACAGUGGUGAGAGGCAGACUGGCCGGAAAGCCCAGCUGUCCAAUAUUGCUGCUGCCAAAACUGUUGCCGACAUUAUUCGAUCAUGCCUCGGCCCCAAGGCCAUGCUAAAGAUGCUGCUCGACCCCAUGGGCGGCAUCGUUCUCACAAAUGACGGACAUGCUAUCCUUCGAGAAAUCGAGGUCUCCCACCCUGCCGCGAAGAGCAUGAUUGAGCUCAGCCGGACACAAGACGAGGAAGUCGGGGAUGGAACCACAACCGUCAUUAUCUUGGCUGGUGAGAUUCUCGCCCAAGCUCUUCCCCAGCUCGACCGUAACAUCCACCCUGUCGUCAUCAUUUCCGCCUUUAAGCGAGCCCUUAAAGACGCCCUUGAGAUCAUCGAGGAGAUCUCUCUGCCGAUCGAUGUCAACGACGACAAGGCCAUGUACCAGCUCAUCUCUUCUUCGAUUGGCACCAAGUUCGUUUCUCGAUGGAUGGAUCAGAUGUGCGACCUCGCCCUUAAGGCUGUCCGCACUGUGACAUGGGAGGCUGGUAACGGCAAGACUGAAGUCGACAUCAAGCGAUAUGCCAGAGUGGAGAAGGUACCCGGCGGUGAGAUCGAGGACAGUAGAGUUCUUGACGGUCUUAUGCUCAACAAGGACAUCACACAUCCCAAGAUGCGCCGGCGCAUUGAGAACCCCCGAAUCGUUCUCCUCGACUGCCCCCUUGAGUACAAGAAGGGCGAGUCUCAAACCAACAUCGAGAUUACCAAGGAGGAUGACUGGAAUCGAAUUCUGCAGAUUGAGGAGGAGCAGGUCAAGGCUUUGUGCGAGGCGAUUGUCGCCGUCAAGCCUGAUCUUGUCAUUACGGAGAAGGGAGUGUCUGAUCUUGCCCAGCACUACUUCAUGAAGGCCAACAUCACAGCUCUCCGCCGAGUUCGAAAGACCGAUAACAACAGAAUAGCCCGCGCUACCGGUGCCACCAUCGUCAACAGAGUAGAGGAUCUCCAGGACUCCGAUGUCGGUACCCGAUGUGGCUUGUUCGAGAUUGAGAAGAUCGGAGACGAGUACUUCACAUUCCUUACCAAGUGCCAGGACCCUAAGGCCUGCACAGUCCUUCUCCGAGGUCCCUCCAAGGAUGUCCUCAACGAGAUCGAGCGAAACCUCCAGGAUGCCAUGGGUGUCGCACGAAAUGUCAUGUUCUCUCCUCGGUUAUCGCCUGGCGGUGGUGCUACAGAGAUGGCCGUAUCCGUGAGGUUGGGUCAACUCGCCAAGAGUAUUGAGGGUGUCCAGCAGUGGCCCUACAAGGCUGUAGCAGAUGCUCUUGAGGUUAUUCCUCGAACUCUCGUCCAGAACGCUGGCAAGAGCCCUGUCCGUGUGUUGACAGAUCUCCGAGCCAAGCAGGCCGAGGGUAAGAGCACCUGGGGUGUCAACGGUGACACAGGUGCCAUCGCAGAUAUGAAAGAGUACGGAGUGUGGGAGCCUCAGGCUAUCAAGCUCCAGAGUAUCAAGACCGCCAUUGAGGCUGCUUGCCUUUUGCUCCGAGUUGAUGACAUUUGCAGUGCCAAGAAGGCUGCGCAGAUUGGUGGCGGCGGGGGUGGCGAAGAAUAAAGAGAAAGAGCAUGUUUGUAGAUGACAAUUCUGAUGUGUCUGUGU
Fusarium oxysporum Fo47 is the source of this 1850-nucleotide messenger RNA. Its product is annotated as chaperonin-containing T-complex subunit CCT3. Gene Ontology annotation, biological process: protein folding. The coding region runs from base 189 to 1805 and encodes 538 amino acids. The transcript has 6 exons. The record is from RefSeq and is a predicted model, not a curated record. Gene Ontology annotation, molecular function: ATP binding; ATP-dependent protein folding chaperone; ATP hydrolysis activity. Gene Ontology annotation, cellular component: chaperonin-containing T-complex. NCBI's taxonomy places the organism in Eukaryota, Fungi, Ascomycota, Sordariomycetes, Hypocreales, Nectriaceae.